AUGGGUAUAUGUUUUGGGAUUUUAGACGAAGAUAAAUAGGAAGACAGGAAAAAGAAUCCAAAUCCAAUACAACAGUAACUAUCGGAGGAAGAAAAGGAGGAGGAAAUAACUUAUUAACUAUAAAAUUUCACAUAUAAGGAUGUAAUACAAAAUUUUAUAAUUAGGUAUUAGGUGUAGACGCGUUCUAAAAAGUAUUAUUACAGGAACCGAUCAAAACGAAAUAGUAUUUUGCAAUAAAAAUCAUUUACAAAAAGAAAUUAGAAAAUUAUGAUUUUGCAGUAUACAAAGAGUCCUUUUAUAAUAACACUUUAUUCUACUUUAGUGAAUAACAAUAAGUUGUAAAUGAGCACAGAAUUCGUUAAUGAUGGUGACUUAUUAUUGCAUUUGAAAAAUAUAAGUAGUUCUGAGAAGAAAGGACAAUAUUUUAUGCAGUUGAAUUUAUUUUAGCAUUGUAAUAUCUGCAAGAAAAUAUAAUUAUAUAUAGAGAUUUGA
Molecule: messenger RNA, 492 nt
Organism: Paramecium octaurelia
Lineage: Eukaryota; Ciliophora; Oligohymenophorea; Peniculida; Parameciidae
Source: the annotation of a GenBank genome assembly